Xylona heveae TC161 is the source of this 3636-nucleotide messenger RNA. RefSeq names its product OPT family small oligopeptide transporter. The coding region runs from base 317 to 3334 and encodes 1005 amino acids. The record is from RefSeq and is a predicted model, not a curated record. Lineage: Eukaryota; Fungi; Ascomycota; Xylonomycetes; Xylonales; Xylonaceae. Gene Ontology annotation, molecular function: oligopeptide transmembrane transporter activity. Gene Ontology annotation, biological process: transmembrane transport. The transcript is spliced from 11 exons.
CGCGACCCUUUCACCUGUUCCAUAUUUUGAUUUGUGCCUGGUCACUCAUCAAACAGACUAACUUACACCUUUGCUGUGUCUACGUCAAUCGCCUUCACCGGCAACAUCCAUAGAAUCCCCCCGUUCUCUAUCCGACGAUUUCGAUCCAGGGCAUGGUCGUGACACUGACGUCCUCGGUUCGUCUGCCGCCGCUGUUCGUCGCCGUCCUUCUGGACACUUCGACGUAAUUGAAGACGACUAUACAGCCAACGUCGACGACGCUCAAGCUUACGCGACAAGCAAGCUUGGGCGCUUCUUUCGGCGGCUUUCCAGCCUCAUGUCCCAGACGCCCUUACUGCUCCGUUCCUCUCCGGCUCAAGGAACGGGUUCGUACGGUGCGCUGCCCAUCCAUGAGGAUCCUCUCGAUGCGGGGCAAUCGAAUCAUGACGAUGGACGCCCUUCCAGGGGUAGACGAGGGAAAGACCAGAGCGAUAUCUCGAGACGUGGAAGCGAACCUGUAAGCCAAGCAUCGUCGAGAUUACAACGGAUCGAUUCAAGAUCCUGGACCGGGUCCACUGGUCGAGCUUCAGGGCAGUCAUCUUCCCGCCAACGACGUCAACAACGGAAACGGCGAGCGUCCAUCUCGAGGGCUGAGCUUCAGGCCUUGGCCGAUACGCACAGUGAUGCAUUGGAAGGAAUUCAUGAGUCCGGCUUGGAGUCGAGAUUCGCCGCCGGUGCAGGUGUGCCAAGCGUUGAGGCAUUCGACACUUCAUUCGAUGAUCGCCCUUCAUCGUCGACCGGUGACGUGACAAGCUCCGAAACGAGCGAUGAAGAAGUGAUUGAUAUGGAGGAUGACGGCUCCGAACAGGAUGAUGCUGAGAACCCUCCUGACAAUUCUCCGUACCCGCAGGUUCGGGCUUCGGUUUCCGCAGUAGAUAAUAUUACACUUUCUAUUAGCACCCCUCGCAUGUGGAUUCUUUCUAUGAUGUUUGCAUUGCUCGGCUCUUCAACAAAUCUUUUCUUCUCAUUGCGAUACCCCAGCGUUAGCAUUACUCCUGUUAUUGCUCUUUUGCUUGUCCAUCCUCUUGGCCUUCUUUGGGAUCAGCUUCUCAAGCGAUCAGACGAUCCCGAAGAAUAUUUCGUCGAUGGCGUCUUGCAAGGACGAAGCCCAUCCGCUCAUUCGGAGUGGGUCCCGCAUGAUCUGCGUCAACCCUCAGACACGGCUGCUCCUCUAUCCAGAGUGCCUACUGGUGAAGCAAGUCCAGGACCUGCACACGAAACUAGCAGACCGGUGACGAGUAGUCGAAGGAGUUGGAAACGAUCGCUGAGACUGUGGCUCGCUCAGGGGCGAUGGAACGAAAAGGAACACAGUUGUGUUUACAUUAGCAGCAACGUUUCUUUUGGUUUUGCCUUUGCAACUGACGUCAUUGUCGAGCAAACAAAAUUCUACAAUCAAGAUCUUGGCAUCGUCUAUCAGUUACUUCUGACGCUGUCGACACAGAUUCUAGGUUACACAUUCGCUGGACUUACCCGGCAUUACCUCGUUCGUCCUGGUGGUAUGAUCUGGCCGGGCACCCUUAUGUCCACUUCCAUGUUUAGAACAUUGCAUAAAGAGGAGAAUCGGAUAGCGAAUGGCUGGCGUAUAUCACGUUGGAAGUUCUUCAUGAUCAUCUGGGGUGCUAGUUUCGCCUUUUACUUUUUACCCGGUUUGUUGAUGCCGGCGCUGAGUUAUUUCAACGUUAUCACGUGGUUUGCUCCGAAAAGUCCUGUCAUUGCCAAUCUUUUUGGCGUGGCAUCUGGUUUAGGCCUGUUUCCUAUCACGUUUGAUUGGUCGCAGAUUGCAUAUAUUGGCUCCCCGUUGCUUACGCCUUUCUGGGCUGCCCUCAACGUUGUUGGGGGUCUGGUAAUUGUCAUGUAUAUCAUGGCUCCUAUUUUUUACUAUACCAAUGUCAUGUUCUCGUCAUAUAUGCCCAUCCUGUCGUCGGUUGUGUUCGACAACACUGGAAAACCAUACGACGUCAGCAGAAUCUUAACCAAGGAUUUUGUGUUUGACAACGAGGCAUAUCACCGGUACAGCCGGGUUUUCCUUCCCAUCACCUAUGUCCUUAGUUACGCACUCCAGUUUGCAGCUCUGACAGCUCUCAUCACCCAUACCAUCUGCUGGCACAGUAAGGAUAUUUGGCGACAAUGGAAACGGUCGCUGCAAGAGAACAGGGUAGAUAAUAAGGCCGAAUAUCAGCCCGUGGAUCCCACCGCGCGUCCCGAUCCUGACAAAAAUCAGCUCCGGCGGUCACUGAGCAGUGGAAACGCGUCUGACCCAGGCCUCGAUACAUUGAUGAGUGGCGAGGAUGUACACUGCCGGCUCAUGCGACGAUACAAAGAUGCGCCAAUUAGUUGGUACUUGAUUACGUUUGUGACGAUGACAGCGAUUGGGAUAUUUGUCGUCGAAUAUUACCCCAUUCAUCUGCCCUGGUAUGGCUUGUUGAUGGCCCUGGGUAUCGGCGCAAUCUUUUUCAUUCCUAUUGGAAUCGUCAUGGCCAUUACAAAUCAACAAAGCAGUCUUUACCUUAUCUGCCAACUCAUUUGUGGCGUUGUUUUCCCUGGCCGACCUGUGGCAAAUAUGGUAUUUGUCACUUAUGGUUACAUCACCUCAAUGCAGGGUCUCAAAUUCUCCUCUGACUUGAAGCUGGGCCACUAUAUGAAAAUACCGCCGAGGAUUUUGUUCUGGGUUCAGAUGGCUGCGACUAUCGUCUCGAGCCUGACGCAGAUCGGCGUUCUGAACUGGGCCUUCCGCAAUAUUCCACACAUUUGCACACCUGAAGCCAUCAACGGGUUCACCUGUCCUAUUGCACGUGUACACUUCAAUGGUAGCAUUUUAUGGGGCGUCGUAGGUCCACGACGCUUCUUUGGUCCUGGAGGAAUGUACCGGCCCCUAGUCUGGGCAUUCUUGUUCGGGGCUAUCGCGCCACUUGGCGUUUGGCUUCUUGGCAGGAAAAACCGGCGGAGCUUGUGGAGAAGAGUGAAUUUGCCAGUGCUGUUUGGCAGUUUGAGCUGGAUUCCGCCAGCGACUGGACUCAACUUUUCUGUGUGGACGCUCACGUGCUACAUCUUCAACCAUCUCAUUCGUCGGCGCGCCCCGGCGUGGUGGAGCAAAUACACCAUGACUCUGUCUGCCGCAUUGGACUCUGGCCUCGCAUUUGGCGUUGUUGUAGUCUUCUUUGGCUUUGCUUAUACCGGAAUCAUGGAAGGUUUCAAAUGGUGGGGAACAGAGAUUUACAAACAGGGAUGCGAUUGGCAGGCCUGUGCGUACCGGACUGUCCCGCCAGGCGAGCACUUUGGCCCAGAUACGUGGUGAUGCAUUAAACCUUCUUGUUCAUAUACUCUUAUUCUUAUUCUUAUUCUUAAUGCCCGCUACGAACUUGACGUAUAGAUUUCAUGUUGCAGCAUCGCUAGCGCGCUUCCUAUUCUUAUCAUCUUUCAAAUAUUUGCAUGCAUAUAGCUUGGCAAUUUGUACCAAUAAAUGUCAUUGACAUCUCGCCUUUGGCAGCAUAUCUUUUCAAGUAAUUUGGGCUUGGCAUUGAGAUUCCAUGGCUUCUUCUUGUAUUUAAAUCAGUGCCUACAAUUGACGAAAAAUAAAUGCCUGUAUUUAACGACAGC